GAGAGUAAACAAACUAUUCGCUGGCGUUGCACUCGCAACGUGAGCAUUGACAACGGCGAAUGUUUCCUCAUUCGACUGUGAACUCCGCGAGCCUAAAGCAUCUCUGGCCGAUGGCGGACCAAUACGAGGUACUCGAAUCCCUGGCGCUGCAGGAAUCAGUUGAGACUGAAAUCCUAGACAAGUGCCGCCAGUCCCCAAACGGGGCCACAAACAUGGCAGAACUGUUGGCCGACAAGCGUUCGCACAUAGCCAUGCCGGGCAUUUACCUUAUGGCUGCCAUGAACUUGUGCAGUCAGGGCAAAGUGCGUGUGCAGCAGAAGGGGCAACAUCUGACCGAGGAUGCAUCUACUGCGGAUAAUUUGAUCAUCACGUUGCUAAACUAAUAACUCAACUUGCAAAUGUUCUUAUUACUGAUUAAUACACAGUUGUUGCCCGGCUGAGUUUUUUUGUUUUUAUGUAUUUCAUGUCAUAUUUCAUAGACCAUAUUAACGGGUUGCACGAACAAA
Drosophila grimshawi is the source of this 506-nucleotide messenger RNA. RefSeq lists its product as uncharacterized. Bases 60 to 383 code for a protein of 107 amino acids. The transcript is spliced from 2 exons. Lineage: Eukaryota; Metazoa; Arthropoda; Insecta; Diptera; Drosophilidae. The record is from RefSeq and is a predicted model, not a curated record.